AUGUCCCAGGACACUCACCCCCUGACACUCGCCCCCUCAGCUGUCCCAGGACACUUGCCCCCUCACCUAACCCCUUACCUGUCACAGGACACUCACCCCCUCAGCUGUCCCAGGACACAUGCCCCCUCACCUCACCCCUCACCUGUCACAGGACACUCACCCCCUCGCCAUCCCAGGACACUUGGCCCCUCAACUCAUCCCCCCCCACAUGUCCCAGGACACUCACCCCCUGACACUCGCCCCCUCAGCUGUCCCAGGACACUUGCCCCCUCACCUAACCCCUUACCUGUCACAGGACACUCACCCCCUCAGCUGUCCCAGGACACAUGCCCCCUCACCUCACCCCUCACCUGUCCCAGGACACUCACCCCCUCGCCAUCCAAGGACACUUGCCCCCUCAACUCAUACCAUUUCACCUGUCCCAGGACACUCACCCCUUCACACUCACCCCCUCAACCUCUCCCAGGACACUUGCCCCCUUGCCUGACACUCACCCCCUCAGCUGUCCCAGGACACAUGCCCCCUCACCUCACCCCUCACCUGUCACAGGACACUCACCCCCUCGCCAUCCCAGGACACUUGGCCCCUCAACUCAUCCCCCCCCACAUGUCCCAGGACACUCACCCUCUGACACUCGCCCCCUCAGCUGUCCCAGGACACUUGCCCCCUCACCUAACCCCUUACCUGUCACAGGACACUCACCCCCUCAGCUGUCCCAGGACACAUGCCCCCUCACCUCACCCCUCACCUCUGUCCCAGGACACUUGCCCCCUCACCUCACCCCUCACCUGUCACAGGACACUCACCCCCUCAGCUGUCCCAGGACACUUGCCCCCUCACCUCACCCCUCACCUGUCACAGGAUACUCACUCCCUCGCCAUCCUAGGACACUUGGCCCCUCAACUCAUCCCCUUUCGCCUGUCCCAGGACACUCACCUCCUCACACUCGCCCCCUCACUUGUCCCAGGAAACUCACCCCUUUACACUCACCCCCUCACCUGUCCCAGGACACUCACCUCCUCACACUCAACCCCUCACCUGUUCCAGAACACUCACCCCUUCACACUCAACCCCUCACUUGUCCCAGGACACUUGCCCCCUCACCUCACCCCUCACCUGUCACAGGACACUCAUCCCCUCGCCAUCCCAGGACACUUACCCCCUCAACUCAUCCCCUUUCACCUGUCCCAGGACACUCACCCCUUCACACUCGCCCCCUCACCUCUGUCCCAGGACACUAACCCCCUCACAUGUCCCAGGACAUUUGCCCCCUCACCUGUCCCAGGAUGCUCACUCCCUUACCUCGACCCCUCACCUGUCCCAGAACACUCGCCCCCUCACCCUUCCCAGGACACUCACACCCUUACCUCACACCCUCACCUGUCCCAGGACACUCACUCUCUUACCUCGCCCCCUCACCUGUCCCAAGACACCCUCUCCCUAACUCUCACCCCCUUACCUGUCGCAGGACACUCACCUCCUCACACUCAACCCCUCACAUGUCCCAGGACACUCACCUCCUCACACUCACCCCCUCAGCUGUACCAGGACACUUGCCCCCUCACCUCACCCCCCUCACCUGACACUCACCCCCUCACACUCAAACUCUCACCUGUCCCAGGAGAAGAAGUAUUGGACUAUGCACAUAAACCUUGUGGACGGUAUACAAACGAAUAUGGAACUAGUGUUGUCAAAAGACCCAGUACUUUGGUGAAAUGUUAUGCCUACCAGGUCAACACCGUUCUUGAUGUGCUAUCCAAGAGGGGGGCAGAUGUGCUCUCUUCUUGA
Molecule: messenger RNA, 1788 nt
Organism: Carassius carassius (crucian carp)
Lineage: Eukaryota; Metazoa; Chordata; Actinopteri; Cypriniformes; Cyprinidae
Exons: 5
Coding region: 1-1788 (595 amino acids)
Source: RefSeq, a predicted model, not a curated record